CGCCUGCAGAGGCAUUGGAGAUGCCUUCUAGCACUGAGGCGGCGACCGAUGAAUGUGAUGACACCGAGCUGCGGUGCCGGGUAGCCGUAGAGGAGCUGAGUCCUGGAGGGCAACCUCGCAAGCGCCAGGCUCUGCGCGCCGCAGAGCUGAGCCUAGGUCGGAAUGAACGCCGCGAGUUGAUGCUGCGACUGCAGGCACCCGGACCCGAAGGGCGACCACGCUGUUUCCCACUGCGUGCCGUGCGCCUCUUCACCCGCUUCGCCGCAGUUGGGCGCAGCACGUUGCGGCUCCCCGCCGAUGGCGUGCCCCGGGCUGGCUCAGUGCAACUGCUGCUCUCUGACUGUCCCCCGGAGCGCUUGCGCCGCUUCCUGCGCACCCUGCGCCUGAAGCUGGCGGUCGCCCCUGGGCCGGGACCCGCCUCUGCCCGUGCGCAAUUGCUCGGCCCGCGGCCCCGAGACUUUGUCACGAUCAGUCCGGUGCAGCCGGAGGAACUGCGCCGUGCUGUGGCCACCAAGGCUCCAGACUCAGCGCUGGAAAAGCGGCCAAUGGAAUCCCAGCCUAGUACGGAAGCUCCUAGGUGGCCCCUGCCUGUGAAGAAGCUACGCAUGCCCUCCAGUAAACCAAAGCUUUCCGAAGAGCAGGCUGCUGUGCUGCGGAUGGUUCUGAAAGGCCAGAGCAUAUUCUUUACCGGGAGUGCAGGGACAGGGAAGUCCUACCUGCUGAAACAUAUCCUGGGUUCCCUGCCUCCUACUGGCACUGUGGCCACUGCCAGCACUGGGGUGGCAGCCUGCCACAUUGGGGGCACCACCCUUCAUGCCUUUGCAGGCAUCGGUUCAGGCCAGGCUCCUCUGGCCCAGUGUGUGGCUCUGGCCCAUCGGCCCGGUGUGCGGCAGGGCUGGCUGAACUGCCAACGUUUGGUCAUUGAUGAGAUCUCCAUGGUAGAGGCAGACUUCUUUGACAAGUUGGAAGCUGUGGCCAGAGCUGUCCGACAACAGAAGAAACCAUUUGGAGGGAUCCAGCUUAUUAUCUGUGGGGACUUCCUACAGUUGCCGCCAGUGACCAAAGGUUCCCAGCAUCCUCGAUUCUGCUUUCAGGCCAAGAGCUGGAGGAAGUGUGUACCAGUGACUCUGGAGCUGACUGAGGUGUGGAGGCAAGCAGACCAGACCUUCAUCUCUCUCCUGAAGGCUGUGAGAUUAGGCAGAUGUUCAGAUGAAGUGACCCGCCAGCUCAGGGCCACAGCUGCCCAUAAGGUGGGACGAGAUGGAAUUAUAGCCACGAGACUGUGCACCCAUCAGGAUGAUGUGGCCCUUACCAAUGAGAAGCGGCUGAAGGAACUACCAGGUGAUGUACACAGCUUUGAGGCUAUAGACAGUGACCCCGAGCUAAGCCGGACCCUGGAUGCUCAGUGCCCUGUAGGCCGUGUCCUUCAGUUAAAGCUGGGGGCUCAAGUCAUGCUGGUGAAGAACUUGGCAGUGUCUCGGGGCCUGGUGAAUGGUGCCCGAGGGGUGGUAGUCGGGUUUGAGUCAGAAGGAAGAGGGCUUCCCCGGGUACGGUUCCUGUGUGGCAUCACUGAGGUCAUCCGCAGCGACCGCUGGACAGUACAGGUCACUGGGGGCCAGUACCUCAGCCGGCAGCAGCUUCCCCUACAGCUAGCCUGGGCAAUGUCCAUCCACAAAAGCCAGGGCAUGUCUCUGGACUGUGUAGAGAUCUCUCUGGGCCGUGUGUUCGCCAGUGGUCAAGCCUAUGUGGCCCUCUCCCGGGCCCGUAGCCUCCAGGGUCUACGUGUGCUAGACUUCGACCCCACCGUGGUUCGAUGCGACUCCCGAGUGCUGCACUUCUAUGCCACCCUGCGGCAGGGCAGGGGCCUCGGUCUGGAGUCGCAAGACGUUGAGGAGGCAAGCUCAGAUCUGGAGAACAUGGACCCAAACCUCUGACCUCGGCUGAAAGAGAAGACAAGCUUCUAGUUCUUUCAUGGGUCAAGGCCCUAGGAAUCAACUGGGAAGAGGCCCGUGUUUCUUCCCUCAUUCAGCCUCUGGUAGGGUUAAGGGACACAGUCUCCUAUCUACUUAACUAGCUUAGCCUCAAUUUUACCUGUUCUCCUGGAGAAAUGACUUCUGGGGUCAGAAACUAGAAAUGGUAAUGGUUAUCAGAGGACAAAGCUCUCCACAGAGGCUGGGACAGUCACAGAGUUCUUAGCUGCAGACUGGAGAGAGGC
Rattus rattus (black rat) is the source of this 2215-nucleotide messenger RNA. RefSeq names its product PIF1 5'-to-3' DNA helicase (gene Pif1). The coding region runs from base 21 to 1934 and encodes 637 amino acids. Gene Ontology annotation, molecular function: DNA helicase activity. NCBI's taxonomy places the organism in Eukaryota, Metazoa, Chordata, Mammalia, Rodentia, Muridae. The transcript is spliced from 12 exons. Gene Ontology annotation, biological process: DNA repair; telomere maintenance. The record is from RefSeq and is a predicted model, not a curated record.